AUGGGAGUGCGGCGCGCUGACGUCGGCGCGGGCGGGCGACCAAUGGGAGGAGGGGAAGGCCGCGGCGCGGGGGCGGGAGGUCGGGGCCCAGGGUUUGGUUGCGCUGCGUGCCUGGCCUCGGCUCUCUGCCGGUCGGCCGCCGGGAGCGGCGGGCUUGCACCCGACCAUGGGCAACGUGCUGGCGGCUGGCUCGCCCCUGCCCGGCGCCGGCUUCUCGGUGCCGCCGGGCUUCGCCGUGCCGCCGGUGCCGGGCCCCGAGCAGCAGCGGGCGCGGCGGCGGGGAGCGGGCCCGGGGCUGGGGCUGGGCCCGGCCCGGGGAGGGGCCCGGGCUCCGCCGGCGGCGGGCUCCCCAACCCCGGCACCUUCGAGGAGUGUCACCGCAAGUGCAAAGAACUGUUCCCGAUCCAGAUGGAGGGGGUGAAGCUCAUCGUGAACAAGGGUCUGAGCAACCACUUCCAGGUCAAUCACACCGUCUCUCUCAGCACAACAGCAGAAUCCAGCUAUCAUUUUGGGGCCACGUACGUCGGCACCAAGCAGAUCAGUCCAACCGAGGCGUUUCCAGUGUUGGUCGGGGAUAUGGACAACACGGGCAGCCUGAACGCGCAGGUUAUUCACCAGAUAACGAACAGAGUCCGCUCCAAAAUGGUGCUUCAGACGCAACAGUCGAAGUUCAUUAACUGGCAGGUGGACUCGGAGUAUCGGGGCGAGGAUUACACAGCGACGCUGACCCUGGGGAACCCCGACAUUCUCCUGGGUUCAGGUAUCAUCGUGGCGCACUUCCUGCAGAGUGUAACCCCUCGCCUUGCCCUUGGGGGUGAGCUGGUCUAUCACCGUCGACCGGGAGAGGAAGGGGCAGUGAUGUCAGUGGCCGGUCGCUACACGGGCAGUAACUGGAUCGGGACACUGACCCUCAGUCCGGCGGGCGGACACGCCACAUAUUACCACAAAGCUAACGAUCAGUUACAGGUAGGCGUGGAGCUGGAGGCCAGUUUACGCAUGCAGGACACCAGCGUCACCUUCGGAUACCAGUUGGACCUGCCCAAGGCCAACCUACUGUUUAAAGGCUCCUUGGACAGUAACUGGGUGGUGGGAGCGACCCUGGAAAAGAAGCUGGUGCCCUUGCCUCUGACCUUGGCGCUGGGAGCCUUCCUCAACCACAGGAAGAACAAGUUCCAGUGUGGCUUCGGGCUGACGAUCGGCUAGUCGCAGGCGGUGCGGAGACCCCCCCCCCACCCCUGCCGCUCACAGACGAGGACGAGAAGGACGGACGUUUUUAUAUUUUACUGGAAUGUACAGAGACCUUGUUGUCGAGAGUCCCGCCUUCGGUGGUCCAGGGCGGGGGACUGCAGGGAGGGGGCUGGGGCAGUGCAAUCUCCCCCUCCUCCCCUGGUGACGGGGCUGGGAUUGUGUCCAGUGUGGGGGGGGGGGGGGGUGGCGGUGUGGGGAGAGACCGGCUCCACCUUCACAUGGCAUGCGUUACAUCUGGGGUGGUCCCUGAGUCCGAACAGUCAGACCCCACCCCUCUCUCUCUCCCCUCCCCUCCCACCCCCCCCUCUCUCUCCCCUCCCUCCCUCUUUCUCUCCC
Messenger RNA from Pristis pectinata (smalltooth sawfish), 1584 nucleotides. RefSeq names its product mitochondrial import receptor subunit TOM40 homolog. Gene Ontology annotation, molecular function: transmembrane protein transporter activity. Bases 1 to 1203 code for a protein of 400 amino acids. The transcript has 10 exons. Gene Ontology annotation, biological process: protein import into mitochondrial matrix. The record is from RefSeq and is a predicted model, not a curated record. Lineage: Eukaryota; Metazoa; Chordata; Chondrichthyes; Rhinopristiformes; Pristidae. Gene Ontology annotation, cellular component: mitochondrial outer membrane; mitochondrial outer membrane translocase complex.